This is a messenger RNA of Acyrthosiphon pisum (pea aphid), 3373 nucleotides long. Its product is annotated as choline/ethanolamine kinase. Gene Ontology annotation, molecular function: choline kinase activity; ethanolamine kinase activity. Gene Ontology annotation, cellular component: cytoplasm. The record is from RefSeq and is a predicted model, not a curated record. NCBI's taxonomy places the organism in Eukaryota, Metazoa, Arthropoda, Insecta, Hemiptera, Aphididae. Gene Ontology annotation, biological process: phosphatidylethanolamine biosynthetic process; CDP-choline pathway. Bases 496 to 1689 code for a protein of 397 amino acids. The transcript has 8 exons.
GACGUUGCCGGUGUGACGUGCUCUUAACCGCGACGCGGCCGACAGCCUGUGCGGUGUGUCUAUGCCACGCUGCAUCUACGUGGUUUCAAUAAACGCAACACGCAGAUUCCCAGUAUGCACGCCAGGGGCCGCCCGCGUCACACUGCCAAGCUGUCGUCACACGAACACUGCCGUAACUCGCAUACUCUGCAAUAGUUUCGCGCACCGCCGACCACACAAACCGACGUCAGCACGGCCGCCCAGGCGUGACGUCACCCAGCGGCGGCGGCAGCGGACAGACAGCUGCUGCUGUAUAGCAGACUGCGAGUACUAUAAACGUACCUACUACCAGUACUACCUACAGUUGCAUGAGCACAGUAGUUCAUCAAUAUAGUUCCAGCCGCUUACCGAAAAACCGGCGUCGUUGCUGUGGUAAUUAUCCUAGAUCCGAAGAUUUAAAUCCGAUCUUCGCCAUCAGCCCGGCUACAGUAUACAUCACGUACACGUGCUCGUUUGAUGUUUGACAAUAAGCGGCUUGUGUCUAGCGUGCAUCCGUUUGUCCGGCGGAUGAACAUCGUCAAGACCAAGAAUUUCGUUAUCGCCGUGGCCGUCCGCUUGUACAAAGUGGUCGCCGGCAAGAUGGGUGUCAACGGUGCCGACAAACAGGGUCUUGCGCAAUAUAACGAUAUGUUUGAAAUGGCGACUAGACUUUGCAGGAGUUACUUACCCGGGUCUUGGAAGAAGAUUACAUCAAAGGACAUAUCCGUGAAACGUAUUAGUGGUGGAUUGAGUAAUUGGCUAUAUCGGGUAACAUUACUUAAAGGUAAUGCCGAUCCUCGCGAUGUGUUGAUGAGGUUAUAUGGCCAAACACAUGGCGAGAAUGCUAUUGAAAAUAUAAUCACAGAAUCUGUGAUAUUCACAUUGUUAUCGGAGCGUGGCUUAGGGCCUAAGUUGCAUGGAAUAUUCCCCGGAGGCCGGCUUGAAGAAUACAUUCCGGCUCGGUCAAUGAAAUCUGAAGAAUUAAGCGAUCCAAAAUUAAGCCUUAUGAUUGCAGAAAAAAUGGCUGAAUUACAUCAGCUCAACAUUCCAAUCAAUAAAGACUCAACAUGGUUAUGGGACACCAUGGACAGAUGGUUACAACAGCCAAUUAAAGAUGUUAACUGGUCAAGUGAUAACAUGGAGCUUGAUCAGAUACUAUCUAUAAAUCUCAGUGAUGAAACCCGUUGGCUUAAAAAACACUUGUCAAAGCUGAGGUCACCUGUUGUAUUCUGCCACAAUGAUCUUCAAGAGGGUAAUAUUUUAAUGAAGGAAAAUGACCCCCCUGGCUCCCGAUCAUUAUGCCUUAUUGACUAUGAAUAUUGUGCAUACAAUUAUCGUGGUUUUGAUAUAGCUAACCACUUUGUAGAAUGGACUUAUGAUUAUACAAAUCCCAUUUAUCCGCAUUACACAGUUAACCGAGAAUUGUUUCCAACAAAAGACCAACAAAUUGAGUUCUUGAAACGGUAUUCUCAUUGUAUGGAAAAUGAAGAAUCAAUAGAAUUGAUACUGAACGAAGUAAAUAACUUUAUUUUGGCAUCACAUUUAUUUUGGGGUAUAUGGAGUAUUGUCAAUAGUCGAAUGUCAAAAAUUACUUUUGGAUACAGGGAAUACGCAAUGGAACGGCUCAAAUCAUAUUUCAAGCUCAAAGAAAGUUUAAUAAAUAAUAAAUAGCAUGUAACAUAGAAAUACUUUGAGUACUUAUAAAAGGAAUAGGUUAAUUGUAGACCAAUAUGUUUCAAUAUUCUGGUAAAGACUGAUUUAUAUUUCAAAAGUUUGGUCCUUAAUUUUAUUUGUCUGAUUAGUUUGUCAUUUUCACUUGCAUAAUUUUUUUUUAAGUGUUUUUAAGCUUAUUAUGAGCUUCUUUUAUACAUCUAUGUUAUAUUAAAAAAUAUAACAGUAGUUUUAAUUUCUGACUAAUAAUUAAGACCAGUACCUACUGUUUUUCAUAUUAUUGUUUAACAUUUGUGAAAUAAAUGAAAACCAAUUUUACUUUAUUCUGGUGCUAAGUACUCAUAUUCUUAUUAAUGAUAAUCAUUAUACAUUUGGGAACUUACAAAUUGUAUGAUGUAAAAAAAACUGAAUUAUAAAUUGUGCAAUAAUUAUUAUUAUGUCAAGAACAUGUUUAUUAUUGUACUUAAACAUAUUUAAAUAUUAUAACUAUGAAGUCCAUCCUGUACUUUUUAUAUAUUGCUAUUGUGUGUCCUAUUAGCUGUUAUUAUAUGUAAUUGAAAUGUAAUUUACUAUUUUUUUUUUAACUUAAUGGCUUUUUACUGUGUAUUAAUGUCUAUUUAGAUCUUUAGGAAUUUUCGGUUUUAUCUUAUUGGGAUACAUUAUCCUGUAGUAUUUAUUUGUUAGUAGUCAUACUUUGUGAUGGUUUAUUACCUUAUUUCUUAAAGAGAGAAAACCAAAUAUUAUGUUAUUUGUAAGGAAUAUUGAAUGGCUUUGUAAAUUAUUAUUAAAGAAUAUUAAAUUUGAUUAUAUCUAUGGAAAAAAGUACAAAAAAAAUUUAUAUAUAUAUUUUAUACACACAUUAUAUAAUUAAUAUAAUAUGUAAACACAUACAUAUCAAAAUUAUAAAUUUUCUAUUUUGUGAUUUAAUCAUAUUUUAAAUGAUUAAAUAUCUGCAAAACAAAUCUGUUCAACUGAUAUCGGACUAUUUGCACUUGUCGAUAAGGCAAAUUUACACAAUUGUUUAUGAAAUUAUUUUUUUUUUUUGCACAAGUAUAGAUUCUUUAAUGUACAAGUAUAUAUUAAAAUAUAAUAUUUGUUGUCUGAUGUCAUUAAUUUUCUAACACACAUUAUUUAAUGAUAGCACUAUUUUUUAUCAAACCAUAUUAAAUUAACUGCAAUAAAAUAAAAUUUAUCCGAAUAUUUUUUAAUAAAUAACUGAAUAAUAAACAUCAAUUUUAUUUUGUUAAGAAAAUAAGAUGUUUGUUGGGUUUGCACGUAUUUGUAUAAUUACAUUAUUAUUAUUAUUAUUAUUAUUAUUUUUACAAGUAAUUAUUAUAUUAUAUACAUUUAUACAGCAUUAAAAAUAUCUUAGCAACUAAUUAAAUUAACAUAUUAAAAAAUAUCGGUAGUUAAAAUUUGGGUUAGGCAGAUGUUAUUUUUUGUUCUCCUCAUUUUAUUUGUUCCUCGUCUAAUAUUAUUAUUUGUUAUAAUUGGUCACACUUUUUUAUUCUAUGGUUUUUCCGUGGUUGAACUAAACUUAGUUAGCCUACUAUUUACAGUCAACAGUCUACAGCUCUACACAUUUAUAAUGUUUUAAUCUUUAUUAUUAUAUAUAUUUUUUUAUUAUAUAAAUAUAUUAUACUAUGUUUAAAUUUAAGUUUUAAUUAAAAAUUCUUGUAUAAUU